AUGUCACGGUUCGCUUGUCUGUUGGCCGUUGCCGGUGCCGCCUCUGCCCAACUUACCCUGGACGGGAUAAGAUGCGGUCAGCUCACCUGCCAAAUCGACGAGUACUGCUCCUCAGAAACGAACCGAUGUGCCCCGUGCGCCGUAGUUUGUAACAAGACCCAUCACAACUAUGACUCUGGUCUUUGCGUCAAGGAAUGUCAAGGAUAUCUUCUGGACUUAAGAUACAUGAAGAGGACGGAGUACCAGUCACCUCCGGUUGAUGUUACCAGUGCGCAGCGUCAAGCCCAAACUGCUCUGAUUGUCAGUGGCGUAGCACUUGCGAUCCUGGUGCUGGUCUUGAUUAUCGUAUGCAGAGGGAGGUUCUCCUGGAGAUACAUUAAACAGAAGUUUCAGCCAUCAAAGAAUAGGGUUAAACAGUACCCUACUGACCUUACCCAUCAUAACCCUCAUGCGGAGUUACCGAAACCGAAACACGAGCUCAAACUUGAAAUACGAAAUCCUGAACCACCGAAACGUAACCCCCAGCCCCUCAAUGUAAGAGAUCUUGAAACCAGAACUUCACAAACGGAAAAGAGCCAAGGUGCAACUACACCCAAGACCAUGAGCACCGCUUUGAGUAACCGACAUCCAGCAGAAGAUACUACGCUUGACUUUUCUUACGACAAUAUUGGAAUGAACGUAACCCCCCCUGAACAACCAGCUGCUAGUCACAAAUUCUGA
Molecule: messenger RNA, 720 nt
Organism: Parnassius mnemosyne (clouded apollo)
Lineage: Eukaryota; Metazoa; Arthropoda; Insecta; Lepidoptera; Papilionidae
Source: the annotation of a GenBank genome assembly